GACAGCGGCUGAUGACGUUUAAUGUAUGCGCCGCUCUGUACAGUCGCUGAAGAGAUCUUUUUAGCUACAUGGUUAACACACAACAAUAAGUCACCAUGGUGAUGAAGUCAGCAAUUGAGGAUGAUGAUGCCGGCUGGGGGCUCGGCAUCCCAGAAAAGAUGAAGAACAAUGCCAACUGGGUGGAUAUUACACAUGAAUUCAAGGGCGCAUGUAAAGAGUUGAACCUUGGAGAGUUGCUUCAUGACAAACUGUUUGGCCUUUUUGAGGCCAUGUCAGCCAUAGAGAUGAUGGAUCCUAAGAUGGACGCAGGAAUGAUUGGAAACCAGGUCAACAGGAAAGUGCUCAACUUCGAACAAGCUAUCAAGGAAGGAGCCAUUAAGGUGAAAGACCUUAGUCUUCCUGAACUCAUCGGGAUCAUAGACACAUCUUUCUGCUGUUUGAUCACAUGGCUGGAGGGCCACUCACUGGCGCAGACUGUGUUCACCUGUCUGUACGUCCAUAACCCCGACCUGAUCGAGGAGCCCGCCCUCAAAGCCUUCGCCCUGGGCAUCCUGAAGGUGUGUGACAUCGCCCGAGAGAAGGUCAACAAGGCUGCUGUGUUCGAGGAGGAGGAUUUCCAGGCCAUGACCUAUGGUUUCAAGAUGGCCAAUAAUGUCACAGACCUGCGGGUGACAGGUAUGCUGAAAGAUGUGGAGGAUGAGUUACAGAGGAAAGUUAAGAGCACACGCACCCGUCAGGGUGAGCAGCGGGACCCUGAGGUUGAGCGAGAGCAUCAACAGUAUUUGGCCCUUUUCAAUAGAAUCAAGUUUACACGCCUUCUACUGACUGCACUCAUCACCUUUACCAAGAAAGAGACCAGUUCGGUAGGCGAGGCCCAGAAGCUUGUGGUUCAGGCAGCUGACCUCUUAUCAGCCAUUCAUUGCAGUAUUCAGCACGGUAUCCAGUCCCAGAAUGACACUACCAAAGGAGACCACCCCAUCAUGAUGGGUUUUGAGCCCCUGGUCAACCAGAGACUGCUCCCGCCUACCUUUCCUCGCUACGCCAAGAUCAUCAAGAGGGAGGACAUGGUGGCGUACUUCAGCAAACUCAUAGACCGUAUCAAGACCGUGUGUGACGUGAUCAGCACCACCAACCUGCACGGCAUAUUGGACUUCUUCUGUGAGUUCAGUGAGCAGUCUCCCUGUGUGCUCUCCAGGUCUCUACUCCAGACAACGUUCCUGAUUGAUAAUAAGAAAGUAUUUGGGACGCACCUGAUGCAGGAUAUGAUUAAAGAUGCUCUGAGAUACUUCGUCAGCCCUCCUGUCCUCUCCUACAAGUGUUGUCUGUUUAACAACCACCAGGCAAAGGAUUACAUCGACUCCUUUGUAACGCACUGCUCCAGGCCGUUCUGCAGUCUGAUCCAGAUCCACGGCCACAACCGCGCCCGACAGAGAGAUAAGCUGGGCCACAUUCUGGAGGAGUUUGCUACUCUGCAGGACGAGGCAGAGAAAGUGGAUGCAGCGCUGCACAGCUUGCUGAUGAAGCUGGAGCCCCAGCGGCAGCAUCUAGCCUGUCUGGGUACCUGGAUCCUCUACCACAAUCUGAGGAUCAUGGUCCAAUACCUGCUCAGCGGCUUUGAACUGGAGCUGUACAGCAUGCAUGAGUACUACUACAUCUACUGGUACCUGUCUGAGUUCCUUUACGCGUGGCUGAUGUCCACUCUGAGCAGAGCGGACUCCUCUCAGAUGGCUGAGGAGAGGCUUUUAGAGGAGCAGGUGAAGGGACGCAGCAGCAAAAAGAUCAAGAAGAAGAAAAAAGUCUUGUUUUCCUCUGCAGUUCGCCCUCUGAGCAAAGAGAUCACCAUGAGCCAAGCGUACCAGAACAUGUGUGCUGGCAUGUAUAAGACCAUGGUAGCUCUGGAUAUGGACGGGAAGGUUCAAAAGCCUCAGUUCGAGCUGGACAGCGAGCAGGUUCGCUACGAGCAUCGCUUCGCCCCCUUCAACAGCGUGGUCACCCCCCCACCUGUGCACUACAUCCAGUUUAAGGAGAUGUCUGAUCUCAAGAAGUACAAUCCUCCGCCUGGCUCCACGGACCUUUACAUGGCCGCCAGCAAACACUUCCAGCAGGCCAAGCUCAUCCUAGAAAAUGUGCCCAGCCCAGACCCUGAGGUGAUCCGAAUACUGAAGGUGGCCAAACCCAACAUUGUAGUUACGAAGCUCCUGGCUGGGGGGCACAAGAAGGACGCCAAGGUGCUCCCAGAAUUUGACUUCUCUGCCCACAAAUACUUUCCUGUGGUCAAGAUCAUCUGAUUCUGCACUACGGGAUGAAUAUGAAGAGCGUCACCUUAAAGAUCAUCAGCCACAAAGACUGAACCCUCACCUGUAUGUGUGAAAAAGCCCUGCUCCAGUCCAUGUCUGAACAAUGUGUGUGUGUGUGAUACACCCUACUGUAAAACUGUGAUGGAGUGUUCGAUACACCCGAUUCUUUUUUUUCACACGAAUGAGAGAUGAAACCAGAACAGAGAAAAAUCACAACUGGACUGAAAUGACUGCAUCAUCUUUUUCUAUGCUGCCUCCAUAACAGUUUUGUGAAGUGCACAUCAUUGGAUCGCAUGAACCCUUCCUAUGUAUUUAUGUGCUUAUCUGAAUGAAAUGGUUGAGUGUGAAAGGACUACCGUAUCCUGUUUUCUUUUGUACCACGCUCGCUACAUGCAAGUACUAGAUAGGCAUCAGUUCAAAUUGUAAAACAGACAGGAGAUACAGCAGAGAAGAACCCCUCAAAAUUGUUAUAAUUGUGUCAAGCAUAGUAACGUUGCAACACACAAAAGAUCUGAAUAUCACGUUUACAGUAACGGGAGACCAUAUUUUUGGGGAAUAUUGAAAUAUGUCCUAUGUCAAAACCUAAUUUCCCUAUUUCUGUGUUUUUAGUUUUCAUCUUAGAAAAUCCAACAUAUCUUUCUAAUUCAGACAUUACAUUUAUUAUAUUAAUUAAAGGGAACAUUAACAAACACAAACAUUUGAAGACCCUGCCAAAAUAUAUGGUCCAAAAAUAAUAAUGAUUUGCUUAUCUCUCUUUGGCAACAGUUUUUUUUUUCUAUACGAGAACCACUAGCCUCAUUAUUUAGUUGUGAAAACUGUAGUGUUUACUGAUGCAUUUUUGGUAUUACUGCCAUGUACACAGGUUAAGUAUACAUGUGAUUGAACUUUUUUAUGUUCAUAUUACAAAUAUGCUUACAAUAAAUCCCUCUUAAAACCA
This is a messenger RNA of Notothenia coriiceps (black rockcod), 3234 nucleotides long. RefSeq names its product N-alpha-acetyltransferase 35, NatC auxiliary subunit (gene naa35). Lineage: Eukaryota; Metazoa; Chordata; Actinopteri; Perciformes; Nototheniidae. Gene Ontology annotation, cellular component: NatC complex. Gene Ontology annotation, biological process: N-terminal peptidyl-methionine acetylation. The coding region runs from base 96 to 2288 and encodes 730 amino acids. The record is from RefSeq and is a predicted model, not a curated record. The transcript is spliced from 23 exons.